UCAUGCAAAUAGGCCCAAGCCCCUGACAGCUGCUCCUCAGGCCUCCAACCCUAAACCUUGUCUUCCGUCUCUGAGCUCGCCUGGGCCUUGGGCGGCCUGACCCCCUGACUCCUGCUCUCACAGCUCCACCAGGACACCGUGUGUCAUGGGAGCAAGAAGGGGCCCGACCCCAGGCCGGGAGUGGGGGCUGGGGGCUCCCUUCCAUGGAUAAUCCAUCCUCUGCCCACAGAAGGGGCAGGCUCUGCCAGCCUUCCCGUGGGUUCCCUGUCCCUGUCCCUGUCCCCCCUCCACCACCACCACUGCUGACCAGGAUCAGACCCAGGGGCAGCUGGUUGGGGUUUGUCGGGAAGAAGGAUUAUCCAGCUCAGUCCCCUCUAAUCUCAGCUCCUGCCCGAACCCUCCCAUGUUCCUAGCCUUCUCCCCCUCCACCUGAGCUAAGGCACACAAUUGAGGGUAAAUGACAAUGGGGCCACCCAGCACCCUCGAAUCCUGGCUCCUGGUUGCUAAGUGGCUCCUGGCUGCCAAGAUCAGCACCACUGGUGGGGGCCAGGGCCUCAGGGCCACUGGAGCUGCGGUCGCUCCUGCUCCUUUGCGCCCCUCCCGAGCCCCAGCCCUUAAUCCUCACAGCUUUGCUCUAAGCCCAUGGGGCCUGAUGCUCUUAUGUCUGCCUGCAGAGACGGACCAGGGGAGCACCCCCUUCGGCCCCUCCCUCUGGGGCUGCUCCCCGCUCCAGCCCCCUACUCCUGCUCCACCCCUGCUCCGGGCUGGGCCCCAGUCUGGCAGCACACAUGUCCCUCCCUCCCUCCCUCCCUCCCAGUCCUGGUCCCCACCCUGGGCAGCUGAUCUCAUUUGCCUGACGUCCUCGUCCUCGUUGGCCCUACCCUUCCCCUGUCAGUACCCCCCCGACCCCCCCAGCCGGGGCCAGGCCAGGCCAGCUCCUCUGGCAGCAGAGCUGGGGCAGGUGACAGGCAGCGGGUGUCGCAGCCGAGGGAGUGAGGAGGCGCCUGGGAACGGAGCUGGAAAACUGGGAGCCGUCCAGCCAGAGCCCAAGAGCCGGAGCUACCCCUUGACCGGUCAGCCAUGGGGGAGAUGGAGCAGCUGAGACAGGAAGCAGAGCAGCUCAAGAAGCAGAUCGCAGACGCCAGGAAAGCCUGUGCUGAUAUUACCUUGGCAGAGCUGGUGUCUGGCCUGGAGGUGGUAGGACGAGUCCAGAUGCGGACCCGGCGGACACUAAGGGGACAUCUGGCCAAGAUCUAUGCCAUGCACUGGGCCACUGAUUCCAAGCUGCUGGUAAGUGCCUCCCAGGACGGGAAGCUCAUCGUGUGGGACACCUACACCACCAACAAGGUGCACGCCAUCCCACUGCGCUCCUCCUGGGUCAUGACCUGUGCCUACGCCCCGUCAGGGAACUUUGUGGCGUGCGGGGGGCUGGACAACAUGUGUUCCAUCUACAGCCUCAAAUCUCGUGAGGGAAACGUUAAGGUCAGCCGCGAGCUCUCUGCUCACACAGGUUAUCUCUCCUGCUGCCGCUUCCUGGACGACAACAACAUUGUGACUAGCUCUGGGGACACCACGUGUGCCUUGUGGGAUAUUGAGACGGGGCAGCAGAAGACUGUGUUUGUGGGGCACACGGGUGACUGCAUGAGCCUGGCUGUGUCUCCCGACUUCAAACUCUUCAUUUCGGGGGCCUGUGACGCCAGCGCCAAGCUCUGGGACGUGCGGGAGGGGACCUGCCGUCAGACUUUCACUGGCCACGAGUCGGACAUCAACGCCAUCUGUUUCUUCCCCAAUGGAGAGGCCAUCUGCACUGGCUCGGAUGACGCCUCCUGCCGCCUGUUUGACCUGCGAGCAGAUCAGGAGCUGACCGCCUACUCCCACGAGAGCAUCAUCUGCGGCAUCACAUCCGUGGCCUUCUCCCUCAGUGGCCGCCUGCUCUUCGCAGGUUACGAUGACUUCAACUGCAAUGUCUGGGACUCCAUGAAGUGUGAGCGUGUGGGCAUCCUCUCUGGCCACGACAACAGGGUCAGCUGCCUGGGGGUCACAGCCGACGGGAUGGCUGUGGCCACUGGUUCCUGGGACAGCUUCCUCAAAAUCUGGAACUGAAGAGGCUGGAGGAAGGGGUGUGGACGGCCAUGAAGACACCCAGCUGCCCCUCCCACACCCAAUCUCAUUCAGAUUCUCUCUCCUCUGUCCCAGAUGCCACUGCUGCUCUCUCCUUUGAGGGCAGGGGGGAAUAUGGGGAGUGUGCCUUUGGGAGGUAGCAUCAGGGACACGGGGCAAAGAACUGCCCCAUCUCCUCCCACGGCCCCUCUCUCCAUAGUCCUCACAGCCCCUCCCUUGCCCAGCAAAGAAAACAGCCCCUCCCCAGCCUUUGCAGGCCCAGCAGGCCCAGCAGGCCCAGCGUAAGAGCCUUGCCCUAGGAUUCCUCCCCAGAGCUGCUCCUUUGUCCAGGUCUGGGUGGUGUAGGGCACUCAGCCCCGUCACUGUGACUCUGGCAUCACGAGGCGCCUGGGUCCCUUCUCCUUUUUCUGCCAUUUGCCCUCUCUCCUAUGGCACCUGCAAUAAAGUAUAGCAGUCUGGUA
Molecule: messenger RNA, 2582 nt
Organism: Oryctolagus cuniculus (rabbit)
Lineage: Eukaryota; Metazoa; Chordata; Mammalia; Lagomorpha; Leporidae
Gene: GNB3
Product: G protein subunit beta 3
Biological process (GO): signal transduction
Molecular function (GO): protein binding
Source: RefSeq, a predicted model, not a curated record